CGCAUCGCCACCCGCAGCCUUAGCCCCAGCCUUAGGCACAGUCCCAUCUCCAGCUCCUGCCGCAGCUCCUCCAGACGCCGUCCCUGCGUCGACACCCUGGAGGUUGGGAUGCUCUUGUCCAAAAUCAACUCGCUUGCCCACCUGCGCGCCGCGCCCUGCAACGACCUGCACGCCACCAAGCUGGCGCCGGGCAAGGAGAAGGAGCCCCUGGAGUCGCAGUACCAGGUGGGCCCGCUACUGGGCAGCGGCGGCUUCGGCUCCGUCUACUCAGGCAUCCGUGUCGCCGACAACUUGCCGGUGGCCAUCAAGCACGUGGAGAAGGACCGGAUUUCCGACUGGGGAGAGCUGCCCAAUGGAACCCGAGUGCCCAUGGAAGUCGUCCUGCUGAAGAAGGUGAGCUCGGGCUUCUCCGGCGUCAUCCGGCUCCUGGACUGGUUCGAGAGGCCAGACAGUUUCGUCCUGAUCCUGGAGAGGCCCGAGCCGGUGCAGGACCUCUUCGACUUCAUCACGGAAAGAGGGGCCCUGCAGGAGGAGCUGGCCCGCAGCUUCUUCUGGCAGGUGCUGGAGGCCGUGCGGCACUGCCACAACUGCGGGGUGCUCCACCGCGACAUCAAGGACGAGAACAUCCUCAUCGACCUCAGUCGCGGCGAGCUCAAGCUCAUCGACUUCGGGUCGGGGGCGCUGCUCAAGGACACCGUCUACACGGACUUUGACGGGACCCGAGUGUACAGUCCUCCAGAGUGGAUACGUUACCAUCGCUACCACGGCAGGUCAGCGGCUGUGUGGUCUCUGGGGAUCCUGCUCUACGAUAUGGUGUGUGGAGAUAUUCCUUUUGAGCACGAUGAGGAGAUCAUCAGGGGCCAAGUUUUCUUCAGGCAGCGGGUCUCUUCAGAGUGUCAGCAUCUCAUUAGAUGGUGCUUGGCCCUGAGACCAUCAGAUCGGCCAUCCUUUGAAGAAAUCCAGAAUCAUCCGUGGAUGCAGGAUGUUCUCCUGCCCCAGGAAACUGCUGAGAUCCACCUCCACAGCCUGUCGCCAGGGCCCAGCAAAUAGCAGCUUUUCCAGCAGGUCUUCCCCUCCUGUCAGAUGCUCCAGGGAGGGGAAGCUUCUGUACCAGUGACACUUCUCACUAAGCAGGACAGUGCUUGAUACAGGAACAACAUUUACAACUCAUUCCAGACCCCAGGCCCCUGGAGGAUGCCUCCGGCAGGGGAAGAAACUCCUCUCCCAGCGUCCUAGGCCUGAAUUCCUCAUAGAUGCUCUCUCCUCAUAGGUGUCCAGCCAGCAUUGCUGGACUCUGCAAAAUCCCGGGGUGGGGGUGGGGGGUGGGUCAGAACCCUGCCAUGGAACUGUUCCCUUCAUCACGAGUUCUGCUGAAUGCCGCGAUGGGUCGGGUUGGGGGAAAACGGGUUGGGGUGGGAUAGGACUAGCACCAUUUUAAGUCCCUGUCACCUCUUCCGACUCUUCUGAGUGCCUUCUGUGGGGACUCCGGCUGUGCUGGGAGAAAUACUUGAACUUGCCUCUUUUACCUGCUGCUUCUCCAAAAAUCUGCCUGGGUUUGGUUCCCUAUUUCUCUCUCCUGCCCCCCUCCCCUCUCCUUCAUAUGAAAGGUGCCAUGGAAGAGGCUACAGGGCCAAAUGCUGAGCCACCUGCCCUUUUUUCUGGUCUUCCCUUUUGGUUUUUACUUAACUGUUUCAAAGCCAAGACCUCACACACAAAAUAUGCACAAACAAUGCAAAUCAACAGAAAACCUGUAAAUGUGUGUACAGUUGGCAUGAUAGUGUACAAGAGGAUUGUAGUUGAUCUAAUUUUUAAAAAUUUUUGCCUUUAAGUUAUUUUACCUGUUUUUUUUUGUUUUUGUUUUUGUUUUUUUUUUUUUGAAAGAUGCGCAUUCUAACCUGGAGGUCAACGUUAUGUAUUUAUUUAUUUAUUUAUUUGGUUCCCUUCCAGCUCCAAGCUUCCACGGCCGCCGCCAUAGUUUUCUUUCCUCCUUUCCCUCUGACUUGGGGACCUUUUGGGGGAGGGCUGUGACACUUGCUCUGUUCUUAGGGUGAUGGGACUCUCAGGCGGGACAGCUGCUGCAGCUCCCCACUGCUGCGGCCCCCGGGGGUGGGUUCUGUGGGUGACGGGGAGGGGCGUCGCUGACUUGUGUAUAUAGGGUAGAGACAUGGAAACCAGUUCUGGAUGGUGUGCCUUCCGGAUCCUCUCUGGGGCUGUGUUUUGAGCAGCAUGUAGCCUGUUGGUCUUAUCUGAGUGAAAUACUGUACAGGGGAAUAAAAGAGAUCUUAUUUUUUUUUUUUUUAUACUUGGCGUUUUUUGAAUAAAAACCUUUUAUCUUAA
This is a messenger RNA of Miniopterus natalensis, 2337 nucleotides long. RefSeq names its product Pim-1 proto-oncogene, serine/threonine kinase (gene PIM1). The record is from RefSeq and is a predicted model, not a curated record. Lineage: Eukaryota; Metazoa; Chordata; Mammalia; Chiroptera; Miniopteridae. Gene Ontology annotation, molecular function: ATP binding; protein serine/threonine kinase activity. Gene Ontology annotation, cellular component: cytoplasm. Gene Ontology annotation, biological process: negative regulation of apoptotic process; protein autophosphorylation.